Molecule: messenger RNA, 2523 nt
Organism: Peronospora farinosa
Lineage: Eukaryota; Oomycota; Peronosporomycetes; Peronosporales; Peronosporaceae
Source: the annotation of a GenBank genome assembly
AUGCAACAGAGCGGCUACGGCGGCUAUGACCAACAACAAACCGGCUACGGUCAGUCUCAGCAAUAUGAUCAGCACCAACAGCAUGGACAACAACAGCAAGGAGGCUAUGACCAUCAGCAGUACGGCCAACAGGGCGGCUACGAUCAGUAUAGUCAGCAGCAACAGGGAGGAUAUGACCAGUACAGCCAGCAAGGAAGUUAUCAGCCAGGCAUGCAGCCACAAGAGUGGGACUUUUAUGCCAUGGAGGCUAAGGAUGGCGUGCGAUUCUCGUGGAAUUCAUGGCCCUGCACGAAGCUGGAGCAGACACGUUGCGUUAUGCCCAUUGGCUGUCUGUAUCAGCCAUUGAAGCCUAUUGAUGGCAUGCCGCCUGCCGUAGAGUACGACCCCAUUCACUGCAAGGCCUGUGCUGCCGUGCUGAAUCCCUUUUGUCAGGUCGACUUUGUCUCCAAACUCUGGGUGUGUCCCUUUUGCGUGACGCGUAAUCACUUCCCUCCGCACUACGCUGAGAACAUUACGCAAGAGAAUCUUCCGGCCGAGCUCAUCCCGCAGUACACGACGCUGGAAUACGAGCUACAGAACCGUCAGGCCGGACCUCCCGUAUUCGUCUUCUGCAUUGACACGUGCGUUCCUGAGGAGGAGCUAGAGGAGCUCAAAGAUUCUAUUCAGCAAACGCUCAACCAGUUGCCGCCUGAUGCGCUCAUCGGCCUCGUCACUUUUGGAACCAUGGUGCACGUGCACGAACUGGGAUUCCCGGAAGUGCCAAAGUCUUACGUUUUCCGAGGCAACAAGGACUUCACUGCUCAGCAGGUGUACGAUAUGCUAGGCUUGGCCGCGACACGCAAGCAGCAGCAGCAGCCGACGCAGGUCCAGCCGCUGCAGCAGACUACGAACUCGGCGCGUUUUCUUCUCCCAGUGUUUGAAUGCGGCUUCACACUCGAAUCCAUUCUGGAGGAUCUGCAGCGUGACCCGUGGCCCGUGGCAGCCGACCAGCGACCACAACGUUGCACGGGUGUUGCAAUGUCGGUAUGUGUCGGUCUCCUGGAGGCCACGUUCCGUGGCCGGGGAGCCCGUAUUAUGAUGUUCGUCGGCGGGCCUCCUACAGUUGGGCCCGGUGCCAUCGUCAGCCGUGACCGAAAGGAGGACAUUCGGUCGCACACUGACUUGCAGAAAGAUAAGGCGCCGCUCAACAAGAAAGCGCUGAUGCACUACAACGAUCUAGCGGCCCGUUGUGUGGCCUCGAGCCAUGUGGUGGAUAUAUUCGCGUGCUCGCUCGAUCAAAGUGGUGUGAUGGAGAUGGCAGCUUGUGUACAGAAGACUGGUGGUGUGAUCGUACUUGCCGACUCAUUCGGUCAGUCAGUUUUCCGUGAGUCAUUCCGGCGUAUGUUUAGCAAGUUUUCGGACGAAGCAGCAGAUUGCGACAAGGACCAGCUCACAAUGGCCUUUGCAGCCUCGGUGGAAGUGCUAACGAGCCGCGAGUUUAAGGUAGCGGGUGCUAUUGGCCCUUGCGCUCCCCUGAAGCGCCAGGGCGCGGCGCCAAAGAACGUGUCCGAGGUAGAGAUUGGUGUGGGCGGUACCAACGCGUGGUCAAUGGGCGGCAUUGACCCCAACACUACCGUUGCUAUUUACUUUGACAUUUCCAACCAGACUCCACUGGCACCUGGGAAGGCUCGCUACAUUCAGCUAAUUACGCAUUACCAGCACGCCAGUGGUCGUUAUCGCACACGUGUGACUACAAUCUGUGCUCCUUGGACUGUGGAUCCGAACGACACAGCGACGCUAGGACGUGGUUUUGAUCAGGAAGCCGCCGCUGUUUUAUUAGCCCGAAUUGCUGUACAUCGCUCAGAGCAAGGCGAGGAGCAGUUAGAUAUUAUGCGGUGGAUCGAUCGAUCGCUUAUCCGUCUGGCAUCCCGUUUUGCCGACUACCGCAAGGACGACCCGUCCUCUUUUCGGCUGUCGCCAGAUUUUGCUAUCUUCCCUCAGUUUAUGUUUCACCUGAGACGGUCGCAGUUCUUGACGGUGUUCGGUUACUCACCCGACGAGAGUUCGUACUACCGUCACUGCUUGCUGCGUGAGAGCACAACAAACUCACUUGUGAUGAUUCAGCCGUCGUUGUUGUCGUACUCGUUCAAUGGACCGCCUGUGCCGGCUCUGCUGGAUGCUGCCAGUGUGCGAUCCGAUACGAUCUUGCUGCUGGACUCGUUCUUUUAUGUGGUGGUCUUCCAUGGUGACACGAUUGCCGCGUGGCGUGACCAAAGGUUUCAUGAGGAUCCUGCCCACGAAAACUUUAAAAACUUGCUGGAGGCUCCGCAGGCCGACGCGCAACUUAUCAUGGAUUCCCGCUUUCCUGUUCCGCGUUACGUGGUGUGCGAUCAGCACAAGUCGCAAUCGCGUUUUCUAAUGGCUAAGCUUAACCCUAGUGUCACGCACAACAGCAUGGAUGGUCAGGGCGAAGUUAUCUUUACGGAUGACGUCAGUCUAAAGGUGUUUAUGGAGCACCUGAUGAACCUAGCCGUCAAGUCGUAG